This is a messenger RNA of Trifolium pratense (red clover), 1729 nucleotides long. Its product is annotated as protein BREVIS RADIX-like. Lineage: Eukaryota; Viridiplantae; Streptophyta; Magnoliopsida; Fabales; Fabaceae. The transcript has 6 exons. The coding region runs from base 409 to 1392 and encodes 327 amino acids. The record is from RefSeq and is a predicted model, not a curated record.
GUCUUUAACUGUAAAAUUUGUAGUUUCAAUUUUUCAAAUCAUCAAAAUAUCCAAUUAAUCACACCAAGAUUCCUCCACCCUCACAUUCCACAGUUGUUUUCUUCAUUUCUUCUCCUUGUUUUCGUAUUGGAAUCUCAUUUCCAUGUGACUCACCUCAAGUUUCUCCUGGUAUUAGGAACUUUUAAUUUGUUGUUACUUGCACAAACAAGCAAGGAUGAUGCUAGCAGGAGUAAUUUCAUCCUAGCAUGCAAAAAAGGACAAGAGUGUUUGAAACCAAACACAUUGUUGGCACUGCUAUUGUGGUUUCAAAGUCUCUAUAUAAACCUCUUCUUACAAUGAAGUUGAGAUAUAGAAGAGACUCAAAAGAAGAACAUCAAGAACAAGAAGAUUCUUUCAGUUUGAGUAAAGAUGUUUGAAUGCAUAAGAAGCUGUACGACGGUGGGAGAUGAGGAUGAAGGUGGUGUCCGUCAGACUCAGAGUGGCACGCCGACCACUAAACCAGCCGUCAAAAGCCUGACUGCACAGAUUAAAGACAUGGUGCUGAAGUUAAAGGGUGCUGACAAAAGUGGACUGAAAUCAUCUACCAAUUCUGAAGGGGUUCAAUACCCUUACAUGGGAGGAUUAGGCUCAGGCUCAACUCCUCUGUGGGACGCUAAUUUAGCCGGUGGAAGAUCAGACCAAGGGUUUAUAGGGGGAACUAGUGGUAACACAACCCCUAGAGUGCAAGAGCCAGUUGUAGCAGUGGUGGAGGAGGUGGAUGGAAACAAAGAGUGGGUGGCACAGGUGGAGCCAGGGGUUGAUGUUACCUUUGUGUCUCUUCCUGAUGGUGGAAAUGAUCUCAGAAGAAUUCGCUUCAACCGAGACAUGUUUGAUAAGUGGCAAGCUCAAGUAUGGUGGGGUGAGAACUUUGACAGACUAAGGGAGCUUUAUAAUGUCCAGACAUUCAACCGUCAAGCUCUUAACAACAUUACUCCUCCACCAUCUGAAGAUGAGCAGAGAGAUUCUGCUGCUUAUUGGAGGCUUCAUACUGGAGGAGAUAUCCCUAUGGCUGGAUGGUUCAAUGACUCAGCAGAAAGGAAUCAGUACUAUAAUCCUGCAAGAUUCACUAUGGGACAAGGAAGCAGUAGCCAGCAACAAAUUCAUGCAGCUGGGUCAUCCAUGGAAGCAUCAAGGACUUCUUCUAAAGAUGAGCUUUCCUUCAGCAAUGCAAGUGAAAUUGAAUCUGAAUGGUUGGAGCAAGUUGAGCCUGGAGUGUUUGUUACAAUCAGGCAGUUACCUGAUGGGAGCAAGGAGAUUCGUCGUAUCAGAUUCAGCCGACAGAGGUUUGGAGAUGAAGAAGCAAGGAAAUGGUGGGAGGACAACAGAGAAAGAGUGAAUGCUGAAUUCCUGUGAAGUGUCUGUGCCAUGCUGCUGAUGAAAUAAGUGAUUAUGAACUUUUGUUGAGUCCAGUCUUUGGUGUAGAGUCCUAUAUAGAAAACUUGUUUUUCUAUCAUUGGUGAAUAAGGUUUCAUAGCUUAAUAAAGUUAUUUGGUUGAGUCAAAAAAACAUGUUUUUAGGUUGAAUUUGUUUAUUGGGGGGUUUAAUUUAAUGUUUUUCGUAUUAUAUAUAUGCAUUUAAAUAAUUUCGUCUUGUUCUCUUGUAUGGAUAUUUCUCUUGUAUUGGAUUAUUGGUUUUUAUGGACACAUUGGUUAUAAUAACAACCUUAAUGUAGAAUUAUUGGUCAUUAUGC